AUGUGGUGGGUGCGAUACGCAGCCAGUAAAAUAACGACUCGUUCAGUCUGCGGUGGCGUAGCGGUAGCACUGGGGUCCGCGAUUGUUGCGAAGGAUAAUGAGACUUUACGUGUUCGUGAGCCAGUCCAACCAUCAAAUUUUGAGAAAUGGCAGGUCAUGGGACCAAUCAAACAUUCAGCUGAUGGUACAGUGAUCGCAAGACGAGUCGUAAGCGAAUAUGACCAUUCAGAUCUUAAGUUAAGGCUCUAUCAGUACGCGGCGUGUCCAUUCUGCUGUAAAGUUCGAGCGUUUCUGAACUACUAUGGCUUCUCAUACGAUGUUGUUGAAUUACCGACUGUAAUCGCUGAAGCGGACCGUAAAUUAAGCGAUUCA
Molecule: messenger RNA, 372 nt
Organism: Gongylonema pulchrum
Lineage: Eukaryota; Metazoa; Nematoda; Chromadorea; Rhabditida; Gongylonematidae
Source: the annotation of a GenBank genome assembly